AUGGAUGACUUCCUUUACAAGCAAAAUGAGUUUCGACUUUGGCUUCGUGAAAAGCGCAAACCUGAGCUCUGCAGUCGAUUGUCUGCUUCUAAACAGAACAAAUACUUCAAAGAAUUUGUCAAACUAUGGAACAAAAGAAAGCUUUUACCUAAAUACUACAAGCCGUCACUUCUCACUCGAAGAGAUACUCUAGCUCCUGUAAAUCAUAGUCAAAGGUUCAGUUUUGCUGACCCUGCCGACAGCCCUUUGAUCCCCAACUUUCAACCCAGUCCUCAAGUGUCCUUUAAUUCUGACAGCCCACAGCGAGCAACCUCUCUCUCAACUUUUGGCAAACAAGCGGCACAUCGAGCUGGCUUACAAGCGGUAGAGACAAUGCCUAAUCCAGCUAGAAAAAUACCAUCAAAUUUACAAAUAAGUUUUAAACCCCAUAUUGCCUCUCUCUUUUUUCACUCCUAUCUCUCCUUCUCUUUCCUCUCCCUCCUCCUCUCUCUUUCUCUCUUCUUCUCUUCUCUUCUCUUCUUCUCUUCUACUUCUCUUCUUCUUCUUCUUCUCUCUUCUACUUCUCUCUUCUACUUCUCUUCUCUUCUACUUCUCUCUUCUCUCUUCUUCUACUUCUCUCUUCUACUUCUCUCUUCUACUUCUCUCUUCUUUCUCUCUUCUACUUCUCUCUCUUCUACUUCUCUCUUCUACUUCUCUCUUCUACUUCUCUCUUCUUCUCUCUUCUCUCUUCUUCUCUUCUCUCUUCUUCUUCUCUUCUCUCUUCUCUUCUCUCUUCUCUCUUCUUCUCUCUUCUACUUCUCUCUUCUACUUCUCUCUUCUACUUCUCUCUUCUACUUCUCUCUUCUACUUCUCUCUUCUACUUCUCUCUUCUACUUCUCUCUUCUACUUCUCUCUUCUACUUCUCUCUUCUACUUCUCUCUUCUACUUCUCUCUUCUACUUCUCUCUUCUACUUCUCUCUUCUACUUCUCUCUUCUACUUCUUUAUUUCCUAAACAGCAGUUUAUUUUCAUAUUGUCAAGUUUUCUUUGA
Messenger RNA from Acanthosepion pharaonis, 1029 nucleotides. Lineage: Eukaryota; Metazoa; Mollusca; Cephalopoda; Sepiida; Sepiidae. The record is from the annotation of a GenBank genome assembly.